CCGAAAAGCUCUCAAAGAAGGCCCGGGCCUGCGGGCUUUUUCUCUGCCCGCUCAAUGCCAGGGGAAUAUCAUAUUUAUCCACAGAGAGGGAGGCAAGAGUCUCCCAUGAGACGACUGGCAUCUUUUGAGCCGAGUUGAGCAGAGUUUGAGCAGGUCAUGCAGAGUCGUUUGGACGUUUCCCUGUGAAGCAACCUCCGCAUUGCGACGUUCUGGCGAUAGAGGAAUGACUUCCGCCAUUCCUAAAGCGCUAGUUUGACGUACGCUAUUUGGAAGCAACUCGUAGUAUUCCACCAGUCAGUAUGUCUGCCCUACGCAACGCGUCCAGCAGGGAGUCCACUGCGGCGCCCGUAAGAAGGGUGCUGUUCGCACCGAGUCACCACGAUACAAUAGCAGAAACAUACCACGACGACGAUUGGGACUCGGAGGCGCCCGCUUACCAACGAGACCCCUCGUCGAUACCAUUCGCUUCGCGGCAGCAGCGACCACCACGAUACGACGCACCGCAUUCAGUUACCGAAACUAAUCGAAACGCAGCGAGCGCAACACGGCCGCGCUCAAGAUACCUACGGUUGCCAGGGAGACUGUCCUGCUUGCGGAUAGGAGGACAAGCACGGCGGAGGGCGGAGGAGGUGGCGGAGGAGGCCCGCCGCCUUGAAGAAGCGAUGGAUGAUAUCCCGCCAUACCAACAACAUACGAAUGGCAGCAGAUCUAGACAUGCAGAUCGCGAGCGGAAUGCGCUGCCUAGCCAGGUGUAUCCACUCAUGCUCCACUGCUUGAAUUCGAGUCGGGAGCUGCUGCCUGCGUAUCGGUCGACCGUCACGCUCGUCCUCCCACAUGCACCGCCGCCGUACAAACGGAAAGCGUUGGUGCGGAAGAUCCGGUCGUGGUGGCAAAAGCGGACCGCGGAGCCUCCACAACGCGAGACGGUCGGGGAUUUGGCUUCGGUACGGUCGUUGUGCAGAGAUUGUGCCGGAUACGGAUGUCGGGAAUGUGGUCAUGAGUCGAGGCUUAUGCAGGUCUUUAGCAUAAUGCUGAGUGGGUUUGGUGCGGGGUGGGCCGGGAUGCAUGGGCAGCACAUUUCGAUUUGACCGCAGUUUCCACAUUUUACCAUCAAUCCUGUACUGUACAUAUAUAUAUACCCCCGGUCCAAAGCGCUUGGACACCCAUUCAUUCGGGCGUACAGCAGGAUAGUCAUUCGGGUGUACAUACUUACAUAGUGCUCGGACUUGUAAAUCUGUGAAAACGCUUCAUCCAAAGUUCCAAACCUCCAGGA
Fimicolochytrium jonesii is the source of this 1273-nucleotide messenger RNA. RefSeq lists its product as uncharacterized. Bases 300 to 1088 code for a protein of 262 amino acids. The transcript has a single exon. The record is from RefSeq and is a predicted model, not a curated record. Lineage: Eukaryota; Fungi; Chytridiomycota; Chytridiomycetes; Spizellomycetales; Powellomycetaceae.